This is a messenger RNA of Seminavis robusta, 4694 nucleotides long. The record is from the annotation of a GenBank genome assembly. NCBI's taxonomy places the organism in Eukaryota, Bacillariophyta, Bacillariophyceae, Naviculales, Naviculaceae.
GAAGAGGUGCUGCUUUUCGCCAUCGUCCGUGUCGGUCUUGGCUUUCUUUGCUUCCGGCUCAGAUGACAUUGCUAUCAGGCUCUUUUGGGUAUAGUGAUGCCUUGCUUGGUGCUAUGCUGUCUCUGUUGCUCAGGUUCAAGCUGGAUGGUUGUUAUUAUCGUUGGUUGUAUCCGAUGAUGAGCGAUCGAUCGAGGCUCAAUGGCCAUUGGCCGUUGCAUCUCACACAGGAUCGGGGAUGCGUCGAAGAUAUCUCUUAGGCGGGAUUGGGAGGUCGCGUAUUCAUUAUUCUUCGUCCCGUUUGAGAGAGUUAAGGAAAUCUUGGGAAUUCGAAAGAAGCUCCCAUUUCUUUCCCUCAUUUCCUCCGUCAUCAUUUUGCAUCCACCUCUGUCCGACUGACCAUGACGCUAUGUGCGGCAGGAAUACAGAAGCAGCAACAGUCUGUAGUACGAAGCUGUUGACAUCUUCGGGUAUAGCUGGAUCCAUUAUCAAUCUCAUUUUCUUGUCCAUAGACUGGAUUGGUAGAAAAUGCCCCCAAGAACGGAGGAAGAGAUUGGUUAUGGGAACAAUGGCCACUCCAAGAAAUUGGAGCUGAGCACAACGGGCGAGGAAAACACGGGCUAUGACGAAGUUGACGCACAGGAACAAGCUCUCAACGACGACGAGAAUAGGCCCAGUAAGAAUUGGCCCGAGAAGGAGGGCACUCGAUUCCAGCAAAUCUUCAAGUCAUGGACUUACUCCUACAUGAUGCCCUUGCUGCAAAAGGGACGGCAUCAGUUCAAAGACGGCAGUCACUUGACGCAGCAAGACUUGUUUGCCGUACCACAGGAGAUGGUAGCAAAAAAGUUGGUAGAAGAAUUCAGAGCUCUGUACACGGCAGAAAACGGAGAACUACUCCAUGUCUUGUGGAAACUCGCCGCACCCACAUUCAUCCCCGCCGGGUUUAUGCAACUGGCAUUUGUGGUAGCUCGCGUCACCCUCCCCAUGGCCAUGAGGCAACUCUUGACGGCCUUGGAAGAAAAUCCCAAUCAAUCCGUCAUUCGACAAGGGCUGCCGUGGGCGGUACUCAUCUUUUGCGCUGCAAUCUUGGCGGCGUUUGCGCAACACAGAGAGACACAUCUGGCCACCAAGAGUGGCAUUGUCAUGCGGGCGGCGCUCAUCUCCAUCAUUUACGAGCACUCACUCCGACUUUCGGCGGCGGGACAGGCAGGAAUCACCACUGGUGAAGUAACCAAUCUCGUGGCAACCGACACUCAAAAGUUGUUCGAAGUCUGCCUCGAAGGCCACUUGAUUUGGUCAUGUCCACUCUUUGUCCUGAUUGUGGCGGUUCUGCUUUGGGUUGUCAUGGGGCCAGAGCUUCUUGUGGGAGUCGUGGUCCUCAUUGGCUUUGUCCCAGUGGUCAAGUACAUUGUUUCAAGAAUGUUGAUGAUACGAAAGAAGCGAGCAACUCUGGCAGACGAACGCAUCAACAUCAUCACAGCCAUACUGCAGGGAAUACGAGUCACAAAACUCAAUCACUACGAAAGCAAAGUGCUAGAACGUGUAAAUGCUGUCCGAGACAAGGAAAUCAUAUUGUUGAGAUCCGAACUCUUCAUGUGGGGAUGGACCAUGGUGGUUGCUGUCUCGUCUCCAUUGGUGGCAAUAGCAGCGGCCUUUUCCUUUUAUGCUCUUGUCAAUGAAGACAACAUCAUCACUCCGUCCAGUGCCUUCACUGUCCUUCUCCUCUUUUCCAUUUUGCGUUUUCCAAUCAACAUGGGUGCAAGGUUGGUAGGGAAACUGGCCCAGGCUCUGGACUCGGCCAAGCGCAUUUCCGAUUUCUUGCAGAGAGAAACAGUGGAAGCACCCUUGCUUUUGGAAGGUGAAGGUGCCAAUUUGAUAGAAGAUUCUGCGCUGGUGGAUGUGGUUGGAGCAACCUUCCAGACUUGUACACAACAACAAGCAAUUGCGACCAGCGGUCCACAGGAGAGCACGAGGGAUGAUGAAACAAACGCGACAAACAAUGCAUUCACUGUGAGCAAUGUCAGUCUUUCGGUGCACAGAGGUCACCUUUGUUCGAUAGUUGGAAGAGUGGGAAGCGGAAAGUCUGUGUUGCUUCAGGGGCUGCUGGGAGAGAUGCAAGCUGCCGACAAAGCCAAAGUUUCAAUGAGAGGUAGCAUUGGGUAUGCCGCACAAGUCCCAUUUAUCCUGAAUACCACUCUCAGGGAAAACAUUCUCUUCGGGCUUCCCUUUGAUCAACAACAUUACCGACGAGUUCUUGCAGCGUGUUCACUGGAGCAGGAUAUGCAGCGCUUUCCUGGAGGAGACCUGUGUCAGAUUGGCGAGAGAGGUGUUACACUGAGUGGUGGACAGAAACAGAGAGUGUCACUUGCCCGAGUCCUGUAUGCCCGCCCUUCGAUCGCUCUCUUAGAUGACGUCUUCUCUGCCCUGGAUGCCGAGACAUCGAAGGCGGUGUUUAGCGGUUUGUUUGGUGCAGAGGGUGCUUUGAAUGACCAGGCGACGGUUCUUGUAACGCACGCGACAAGCUUCCUUAAUCGAAUGGAUCAGAUUGUUGUGCUUUCGGAGGGUGCUCCGAUCUUCAGUGGGUCUUUUGAAGAGCUUCAGAACUCCAAGAGCGAUGAAGCAAGCCAUGCGCUGGGGUCGUAUCUCACCAGGACGGAAAGCAGUGGCGACCUAGACGCUAGUAGCGAGGACAACCAGCCGGGGGAGGAACCUGACAACGAGAAGGAGCAAAUGAUCAUGACAGCAGAGGAGCGAGAGUUUGGUCUUUCCAAAUUCAGCACUUGGUUGGUUUGGUUCAAAUAUGCUGGUGGCUGGACUUUCUUCCUUUUGCAAUUCUUGUUCUUGGUCAUGGACCGGUCACUGUACGUUUCCAGUGAGUGGUGGAUUGCGACCUGGACAGACGCAAGUGAUGAGAGCACCGAGGCAUUUGGAAGGGAGUUCCCUCCGCAGACAGACGGGCGCUCAGCUCAAAUUCAGUAUAUUGUUGUUUACUUCAUCAUUCUCGCGCUAUCUAUUACUGCAACAACGAUUCGCUCGCAUUGGGGAGUCCAAGGAGGAGCCCGGUGUGCAGAGAGUCUGUUCAAGAUCAUGAUUUGCAGCGUACUCGGUUCACCAGUUUCGUACUUUGAGACAACGCCUUUGGGACGCAUUUUGAAUCGCUUCACGUAUGACAUUGAGGUGCUUGACAUUGAGCUAUCCGUCUCCAUGGCGGGUCUUUUAAUAUCAUGCUCUUGGUUUACAGCAUCAAUUGUGGUCAUGAUUACAGUGCUCCCAUGGAUUGUAUGCGUUCUGGUACCCGUUGUGGGACUGUACUUUCUUCUCCAGAGCUACCAUAGAUUGACCGGCCCAGAUUUGCAGCGCUUGGACGCUAUGUCUCGAUCUCCACUGCAAGCGCAGCUUGCUGAAGCCUUGGACGGUGCCGUCACGAUUCGGGCUUUCAAGCAGCAUAGCUUCUUUGUGGACAUUUUUCAUGCGAGCGUCAACCGAAACAGUGCGGCCAUGCUAAAUUUUGAUGCUGCACAAAGAUGGCUUGCUCUUCGUAUUGAGCUGCUAGGAUCUAUCAUUACUCUUUCAGUGUGUACCUUUGUGGUAUUCGGUAACGGUAUUCUGAUGCUGCCAGCAGGACUCGUGGGCUUCCUCAUUAUGUGGUCCAUUGUCUUCACGACAUCCUUGGGCUUCUUACUGCAGCGCUUCACUGAAACAGAGGCGAGAAUCACAGCCAUUGAACGUGUCAGUGCUACAUCUGAAUUGCCACAAGAGGCCGCAUGGGAGACGGACGCCUCCUUCAAACUCGAACCCAGUUGGCCCUCUCGAGGAUACUUGCAAUUCGACAACGUAUGCCUCCGAUACAGAGAAGAGCUGCCAUUGGCACUGGAUUCCGUGUCCUUUGAAAUCCCAGCAGGCUCGAGGGUUGGCGUCGUCGGACGCACGGGCAGCGGGAAGAGCACCCUGACAGUCGCUCUUUUUCGACUCGUGGAAAUUGAAAGUGGUUACAUUACGUUGGAUGGUGUGGACCUCUCCAAAAUUGGGUUAUCUGAUGUUCGGGGAAGAAAAAGCGGUCUACGCAUCAUCCCUCAGGAUCCUGUCCUCUUCGCUGGAUCCUUGCGUGAUUGCAUAGACCCGUUUCGAACUGCAACUGAUGAGGCACUCUUGGACGCCUUGAAGGCAGUCAAUCACGCUGGGUGGGAAAGGGGACUCGACGUUCUCAGCGAUUGUGUUGAGGAAGGUGGUGCUAACUACAGUGUGGGAGAGCGACAGCUUCUCUGCCUUGCUCGUGCAAUUGUUGAAGAGCCACGGGUUCUUGUAAUGGACGAAGCUUCUGCAUCGCUUGACAACGAGUCUGACAAGAGAAUCCAAAAGAUGUUGCGCGAAAGAUUCGCCAAGACUACCAUGCUAACGAUUGCACACAGACUCGACACAAUCCUCGACUACGACUCCAUUCUGGUGCUAGAUGAAGGCCGCGUUGCCGAGUUUGGACCACCACCUGAACUCCUGAGCAACCCAGAUGGAAUAUUCAGUGCUCUUGUCGGACAGUCGUCCGCGGGUGGCAACCAAGAUGGGAAUUAGUAAGACCGUACAUUUUAAAAAUGAGUGUCAUGCGGUGUUUCAAGUCCAAGCUAGCUAGUGGAACUGCCUCCUCGCCGUCGCUAUGAUGACGGGAAGAGGUCUGAUCGUUUCUCUUGGUUUGAAGUUUUGCG